CCCGCUGUCAUCCCCGAUGAAAACUUAAACCCUAAACCCAAAAUCACUCCCUCCGUUCAGCUCACGACGCAGAUCCUACGCUCUACUUUCUCUGUCGUUCUCAACAAAAAAGACGAUCAGAAAUGGGUAAGGUGCACGGCUCACUGGCUCGUGCAGGGAAGGUGAGAGGCCAAACCCCGAAGGUGGCUAAGCAAGACAAGAAGAAGAAGCCCAGAGGUCGCGCCCAUAAGCGUAUGCAGUACAACCGCCGUUUUGUCACCGCCGUUGUUGGCUUUGGGAAGAAGCGUGGACCUAACUCUUCGGAGAAGUGAGCCUUCACUUACUCCUUGGAGGCAGCGGUUUUGGAUCUUAAGUUUGACAGAUACCAUCAAAAGAUUUAUGUAGCUGCCAUAACAUUAGUUGUAGCUAGUUUGUUCUGUUUGGGGUUUCUUGCCUGUUGAAUAUGAAAACUAAAUUACUAACACAAGUAGAGUUCAGUUUGUUAUAUAAAUUGUCUUAAUUUCUCUUUUUGCAUUUUCCCUGUUGCUACCUUCUAUUCUUCAAGGCUUGAUCAUUCCCUCCCGGCAAGGUUCUCUUUGAAGGUAGUAACUGAUUUUUGAAAAUUGUGUUGGAAUAUUAAAGCUAAUAAAUUUCAAUGGAAUAAUGCUUCUCAUGUUGUUACAGUCUUUAACACUUUCUGCCCCCAUAUAUGCCGGUGUUUUGACACUUAUCUUUCUCAAGGCUGGACCAUGUUCCUCCCAUAGCCAUGUGUGGACCGUGGAUGUUUGACAACCUCAAAAAUUGAAUGCUCAAGGAAGAACAUUCUUGUCGUUAGCCACCAUCUUUAUUCUUUUGAUAUGGGAAUGAUUUUUCCUUUGUAUCUAGAGUUUUGGUUCAUUUCAACAAUUUAAUGCAUUCUUAAACUCCCAAAUUGUGACAAACUUAGGCAGUAAUGCUAUGAUCCGAGAUGCCAUGGAUGGAAUCACUGCAAAGCCGGCUAGACGGCAGUUGUGGCAAUGAAUACUGAUAUAACAU
This is a messenger RNA of Rubroshorea leprosula, 1014 nucleotides long. NCBI's taxonomy places the organism in Eukaryota, Viridiplantae, Streptophyta, Magnoliopsida, Malvales, Dipterocarpaceae. The record is from the annotation of a GenBank genome assembly.